UUCAUUGUACUAUGUAUUUUUGUCAAUUUUUGAUGCUAAUAUUCUUAUGUAAAUAAAAUAAAAUAUAUUUUGAACUAUUAAAUAAAAAGCAAUGACAAACAAUAAAAAAAUAAACAUUUAGGUGCUAGAAAUAACACUAGGUGUAUAGCCAUUGUGUGAAUCAAUUUGCAGAACUAAGGGGAACACUGCAUUUCUCAUGCUCGCAUGUUGUUGGCGGGUCGCCGUGGAGUUUUAAUUUUAGUAUAAGGCAAAUUUUAUUUGCAGAAAUGGCGUCCAAGGAGGAAGAUGAGCAGGAGAAGACUAUUGCUGAGGAUGUCGUGGUCACUAAAUAUCAGACGGCAGCUGAAGUUACCAACAAGGCCCUGAAAGCAAUCAUUGCAAAGUGUGUUGCUGGAGCUUCAGUGAGGGAGCUUUGCAAGGCAGGAGAUGCCUGCAUGGAAGAAGAAUUGGCCAAAGUCUACAGAAAAGACAAGAACCUCAAGAAAGGUAUCGCGUUUCCGACGUGCGUGGCCGUCAACCACUGCAUCGGUCACUACUCGCCUCUCAACUCGGAUCCGGAUACGACGCUGGCCGACGGAGACCUGGUGAAAAUUGACCUGGGCAGUCACGUGGACGGCUUCCCGGCGGUAGUGGCGCACAGUCUGGUGGUGGGCGCCGGUAAGGAGAACAAGGUGACGGGACGCAAGGCAGAUGUGCUGCUGGCGGCCCACUACGCCUUCGAGGCGGCGCUCCGGCUCACCAAGCCGGGUCAGGAGAACUACACCGUGACCGAUAUGGUGACCAAGAUCGCCAGCGAGUUCAAAACGAAGCCGAUCGAGGGCAUGCUGUCGCACCAGCUGAAACAGAACGUUAUCAACGGCGAGAAGACAAUCAUCCAGAACCCGAACGAGGGCCAGCGCAAAGAGCACGAGAAGUGCGACUUUGAGAAACACGAGGUGUACGGCCUCGACGUACUUAUCUCCACCGGCGAGGGAACGGCACGGGAGCUAGACGCACGCACCACAGUCUACAAGAAAACCGACGAAGUGUACAGUCUCAAGAUGAAGACAUCACGCGAGUUCCUCUCGCAAGUCAACAAGAAGUGUGGUACUAUGCCGUUCAACCUCAGGAUAAUGGAUGACGAGAAGAAGGCGAAGCUAGGCGUGGUCGAGUGUGUCAACCACAGGUUAAUAGAGCCGUUCCAGGUCCUCUACGAAAAGUCAGACCAACUGGUGGCCCAGUUCAAGUCGACCAUCCUCCUGAUGCCCAACGGCACGCGCAAGAUCACCGGAGUGCCCUUCGACCCGGAGACAUGUCAGUCAGAGCACUCGAUCCAGGACGAGGACGCCAAGUCCCUGCUAGCAACUCCGCUCGACAAGAAAAGUGCCAACAAGAAGAAGAAGAAGGCGUCCGGCGCUGCGCCGCAGGCGGUGCCCGUGUCCAAGGACUAGCGGCGUGGCGCCGCGCGCGCGCCGAGGUCCCUCCCUGCUGCUCUCCUCCGUGGCACGCCGGUGCGACGGUUCGCCACUGCCGGCCGCGCCGGCCGCAGGAACAGUACAACGCCACCGCUGGCCCGCGCCACGAGCGAGCAUCAAUCCAUACUGCUUCUGUGCUAAUAAGGUGUUUGGUUGGUUUGGCUCUUUUACAUCACGCAACAGGAGGAACAAUAAAGGGAUUUUGUGAAAGUGUUUUCUCAACUUGGAGAGGUUGUGGCUCGCUGGCUGAUUGAAGAUUCCAGGAGGGUUGUUUCUUUUUAGCGAUGGGCGUUGGCGUGCAUGGAGGAUGGUGGUGAGGGUUUCGUUUCAACUCUUCGCAAAACAGCUGCAAAGUUUUUUCGUUCUGACAUGCUCUUUUGUUCGCCGAGUUAAAAUGUUUCUAGCCUGGCUCGAUCUUACUUGAUCAAUGACUGACUGUGUCACCAGUGACUGAAGAGCAAGUCAUUAGUUCACAUUCUGAGAUGUCUAAUACACAGCCUUUUAAUA
This is a messenger RNA of Amphibalanus amphitrite, 1961 nucleotides long. Its product is annotated as proliferation-associated protein 2G4-like. The transcript has 9 exons. The record is from RefSeq and is a predicted model, not a curated record. Bases 267 to 1430 code for a protein of 387 amino acids. NCBI's taxonomy places the organism in Eukaryota, Metazoa, Arthropoda, Thecostraca, Balanomorpha, Balanidae.